Molecule: messenger RNA, 4953 nt
Organism: Babesia bigemina
Lineage: Eukaryota; Apicomplexa; Aconoidasida; Piroplasmida; Babesiidae
Exons: 1
Coding region: 1-4953 (1650 amino acids)
Source: RefSeq, a predicted model, not a curated record
AUGGCGGCUAAGAGCACUCCCUCAGUCGCGGGUCAUGGAGUUAAGUUGGACACUCUUAGGGACUGUCUCCAGUUCCUGGAGUGGUUAAAUCAUACUAAAAGGAGUGGUGCUAGAACCCAGCUGGCGGGUCGGCUAGCUAGACUACUCGAGAAGAAGUAUAAUGAUGUUAACCGAAAUCAAAUUGAAUCCGCACUGUCGCACUUCCUCAAUGAAGUCUCAAACUUUUAUAAGAAGCUGUGCAAUAGAGCAGAUCACGGUACACAAAAACCACAAACCGCUAUACGUACCCUCAACGCCCUGCUAGAGUGCGUAAACAAAUUGCUUGCCGCCUUCUACUUUUUGCGAUACCGUGUUGAUGGGGGGUUCAAGGCUAUGGGCGGAGGGGAUUGGAAAGAUGAGUCGGUUGGGAUGAUUGCACUCUACGCUAAACGCAAUCUACAGGUGGAUCAAAUUAGGAAAUAUGCCAAUGUUAUUGAUAGGUAUUUCAUUGAUACAGACAGCGGUGAAUACGGAGUCAUCCCCGGAGGAUUCGGGGCCAACGAAUUGAAAGAUAGUUAUAUGCUCCCACAUGGAGAGGGUUAUGCCAGUGGUAGCGAGAUGGCAAAGGACCUUGGAAAUCUGUUGGACAAAAAUCGGCACGUGAAUAAUCUGUUCCUCGAUGUUUAUUCCACCACAGUGGUUGGUAAUCAUGGAACCGACACUCCGAACAUCGCCAAUGCUCUUCGAUUAGUGCGUGAUUUUUGUAGGAUAUUCGGAAAAGUGACAGAUCCGCAAGAUUUUAAGAACCAUUUAUAUUCGAAAGAUAGAUGCAUUGAAUUGCCGCAAUUACAAGCACAUUGCCAAAAACUUAUUGUGCCACUUGAAAAAAUUUUUAGGGAAAAGCGAUUUUCCUUCACCGGAUAUGCGCGAGAUCUUAAAGGCCUUAGCGAAAACCAUAUCGCCAAGAAAAUGGCGAGUUGGUUUAAAGCAAAUUUGUUCGAAGUGAAGGAGAAGUUGAAAAGAAUUAAAACCCUUAGUAGCAUUAAGAACUUUAAAAAUGCAUCUUUUCAGAGGGGCGCAGUCCUCCCUAAGAAUGCUAAAGAGCUUGCCGACUAUUUUACGCACAAUUUCUUUCCCUACGGAUUCACAUUUCAUGGCCAUGAUUUUAACAAAUGGACGAAUGCGUAUCAGAUAUUGACUCAGGAUUGGAAUGGUGUAAUUAGUGAUCUUAAUAGAGAAGGUGACGGUUUGGAUAAGCUAGUUGACAUUUUGAAUGGGGCGAAGUGUAGACUCGAAAACGAAAAACGAAAAGGAAAAGGAACAGGGACAGAACAAGUAAAAGCAGCGGAAGAGGCUGACGACGGCGAGCCUGACCCUCCGGCUGAAGAUUCAGAUGUAGAGUCCGAGGAUGAAAAAGAUGAACAGUUAUUGGAUGAAGAUCUUCCUGCCGCCACCAAAACCGAGGCCGCCAAGCCUGUGAUGACCAAAGCCGAGGCGCCGAAGCCAGCGGCACCAAAACCCGAUGCAGCACAGAACCAGGGCAAGAAGGCGGAGGGAGCACAGAACCAGGGCAAGAAGGCAGAGGGAGAUACAAGUCAAAAUGGUCAGAGUGAAGCAAAGUCUCCUAGUUCACGAGUUUCACAGGUGGUACAAACUCAGCCUUCAAGUAAUUCAAGUGCAGACUCUGCGUCAUCUGGUGUCGCUGAUCCCAGUAGUGGUCAGGGUCCGGUUUCUCAGGCGGGUUCUGCUGACGCUGGUCAACCAGGUGUUCAAAAGGCUCCGAAACGUCCAGUCGGUGAUACUGCGGCGCCCACUGACACGGCUUCUGGUUCAGGAAGCGUUGGAGCUGGAGGGGGUGGAGAUAGUGGAGAGAAUGGGCAUAAUCCAGUUAAAAAGUGCCUGGAACCCAAUAUCGAAAAUCUUUGGAACCAUAGAGAAGGCAAAACGGCUCUAGAAUUCUGUGAGGUAAAAUAUAAGAAACCUUCACGUGUUCCCAUAAAUGGCCAAAAGACUCCUCAGCAACUUUGGGAUGACUAUGAGAAAAAAAAGGAAGAGGAAGAACGGAAAACCCAAAACGCUUAUAACACCUAUGUACGUCAGAUGAAGCAAAUGCCGAAUUAUUCAUCUGCUCUAAAUGGAUCUGCAGUCAACACUCCGUUUGACGGAACAGCGAUAUCUGAGAGCUCGAAGGUUUCACGGCAGCAAAAUAAUGCCGAACAUAUUCAACAAACCUACCAUAGCAUUAUAUACAAUCAGCAAAAAUCAGAUAAGAAGAUGCAUGACAUGAUACAGAAAUCGGUGCAACGCAAAAAAGAUGAAGACACACAGUGGAUAAAAAAACGCAUAUACGGGAGUCAUGAGUUAGCCGUAGGUGGUAUUCAGACAACCACACCAAAUCAUCACCCCGUUGAUUCAUCAUUAUUUGACUUUGAGAAACCAAUUGGUAGAGAUGUAAGCAAAUUUCCCGAAUUUACAACAAAUAUCAUCGAUGAUAUUAAAUCUAAGGUACGACCUACCCAAAGUACAGACUACGCGACAGGGUAUGCUACAGCAGAUUCCAGAGGCAUACCGAAUUUCACUGGUCUACAGGGUUCCUUUGCUAAUGGUAUUGUUAUGGGGCAUCCGAUAAAACAACCGAAAUUGCCGAAGACGUAUCCACCGGUGCCUGAGGUUUUGGGUUUGACUGUAGACGCUGUUCCCAAUCAUAAAUUUGUGCGAUCUCCUCCACUCUCAGGUGACCCGGUGAUACCACCGUCUCAGUCCGCAGAGCAUCAUUCCCCUGUUCCCACGCAACCUGAACCUACCUUAACUACUAUGUACAUUAGCGGAAGUGAAAUUAACCCAACGUCUAUUCCAACCGCCGAUAUCCCGACAGACUUUCGCGACUUUAAUUCAUUGGUGUCAGAACCCAUAGGCAAUCCUAUUUCGGACCCCAACAUAGGACGUCGCAUGGCACCUAUCGAUAGUUCCAAUCUUCCUUGGCAACGUGCUCAUGCACCCGACAAAUCGCCAAUCAAAGUUGCGCUUGACCAGACAAUUGAAAAAAUGUUGAAUGUGUCCACCACAGACCUGACAGGGUCCACAAAAAACGAUGCCAACGUUCCCGCUCCUCAGAAAAUUGACCCCCCAGUGCCACCAUCUCUUAUCACAUCAUGGACCAUUCCUAACACUGAAAAACGUUUUCCCUCUCCAACCUUCCCACCCUCUCAACUGCCUAAAAUCGCAGCCAACGCUACCACCACGAAAAUUCCACACGAAGAAAUCGCAGCGUAUCCUGGCGAGUUCUAUCCCUUGGUCUCUGAAGCAACCGGCGAUAGUAUUUCUCAUCCUAAGCACUUUUCUCCUACGUCACCUAUUGCAAUUUCGAAACCCACUGUUCCCCCGCUUCCCACCAAAGUUUAUCCUCCUCAUAGUGGGCAGUUUGACGACCAAUUUAUGGGAAGCAUACCAGACAUCCACGGUGCCCCAAUUACAGAAGAUACAAACAAGAUACAAAUGGCUAGAGUUCAAGACACUUUGGACUUUAAAUUGUCGUUACCAGCAGAACCGAUGGGCCACCCUAUUCCAUAUGAUAAUAAGGAUCCUCCGGUGCAAGGUCCGCCGCCAAGAUUCAAGCCGCCGGAUGUAAGCGGCAGUGUCACUACCGGGUUUAUUGGCGGCGUUGAGUCAUGGCGAAAAAAGGAAGUUAUGUACAAUAAUAUAAAAAGGGAUCUUGAAGCGCAUAAGCAGGCGUUGGCGAACGACCAAGACCGGAGAAUCAAAGAGGCACAACGAUACGGAGAAGGAUUUAAAAACAUGGUACAUAUGCACGACGAUGACAGGAACCAACAUCUACUUGAUGAUGUACAAGAAUCAACAGAAACACUCAAGUUUCCAUCACCACGCAAACUUCAAAAUAUUUUAUAUCCCAACGAGAAACCAUAUGUUGCUCCGCCUGUUAUUGAAACAUUGCCCCAUGGUUUACAGUCAACUGAAGCAACCGGGGAUGUGUCUAAAACGUUUAUUGAUGUCAAAGAUUCCGAGUCGCUUCCAGAAGUCGGCUUGUCCGUCGACGUAUUAAAACACUCACCGUUUCAGCCUCUGAAUGACUACGAUUACGGCCGUACAUUGAUGCCGCCUCCGGUAGUAGCAGGGGUUCAACUUGCGAGCACCCUUGAUUCAGCUAGAUUGGUAUCAGAGCGAAGCAUCCCACUUUUUGCAAAUCCACACCUUUGCACUGACCCCUGGUCCGUUUCCACAUCCGCUUCCUCCACCGAUACCGUUCAACCACCUACCUCCCCUCCCCCAGCUAUCGACCGUCUGCCCCCGCCCAAAACAGUUCGGGAAAUGCUCUGCUGGUUUGUUGGAUUGAGUCAAUAUGGACUUAUUGGAGUGGUUACGGAACAUGUUUACAGCCUUCUGAGGGAACUUAACAAAGAUACUUCCCAUCCUACUGAUGCCAUCGACGUCACCGGGGAUCUCUCGACGUUGGACGCCUCCAUGGUCACCGCCAAACUGACCGAGGCGUGUCUCUACUCAGCCACCGUUAUCUACAGAAUAAAGCAUCGUGAUGAUUACGCAGCCUAUAAAAAGUUUAAGUUUGAAUCAGUUUACAGUAACCUUCAUUAUUCCCCCGACCCCGCCGGUCUCCUCUGCCAGCUGCGUGAUUACGUCUACGCCUGCCACCACCAGUUGGAAUUCCUGAAAGCGCAGUCUAGUCGGGACAAACUAAGUGGUGGGUGGGAAAAUUAUGAGUACGGCAGUGAUAUCACUGCUUCCAAGUCUCCCCUCCAGGCGUUCCUGACUGACGACUGGGGCUCCACCUUCGAGACUCACCCCUUCGACCCGUGCAACCUGUGCCUCAAGAGCAGGGUCCGGAUGGGAUUUCAAAUGGAAGAUUUGCCUGAGAAUAAACAAACUGGCGCCACCCUUUCCUCCAUCCUCACUCCCAGCUGCGGCGGUGAGGGCCAUGAUGCGCUAGUCGACGCAAGAUAG